Molecule: messenger RNA, 1758 nt
Organism: Anguilla rostrata (American eel)
Lineage: Eukaryota; Metazoa; Chordata; Actinopteri; Anguilliformes; Anguillidae
Product: secretagogin-like
Exons: 11
Coding region: 413-1225 (270 amino acids)
Biological process (GO): regulation of presynaptic cytosolic calcium ion concentration; regulation of long-term synaptic potentiation
Cellular component (GO): cytosol; synapse; nucleus
Molecular function (GO): calcium ion binding
Source: RefSeq, a predicted model, not a curated record
GUUAUGUCAUAUCAAUAUUUCAUGCAUUCCGAAAAGAGAUGACAUUACGAACUUUUCUUUCUUUAGCCUAUUGCAAUGAAAGAUUCCCUGAACGUAUCGUGUUGACAUGUUACUCUGCAAUUAAUUAAGAUCUUAUUUAGAAUUGCGGAAUUAUUUUGCUCAUCCAUGUCCUUUUAAAAAAGUUUUCAAAGCGGUACACGUAGGCGUCAUGGUUAAGUAAGACUUCCUCUCAUGUAGAGCGGAGGUGGAGUUACAUUUCUGCGACUAAUUUACCAAGAGUUUACGAAAAGGGGCAGGGCAGGCUUCGGACAAAUCAUUUUUAUACGGCAAACGGACUUAACAGGUGCCUAGCUAAACUUUAUUUCACCGAAAACUGGGCUGAUCUGGCUUACCACAACUAUAAUUAAGUACCAUGGACAGCGUAUUCGCUAACCUGGACGCAGCUUCCUUUCUGCAGAUCUGGCAACACUUCGAUAUUGACGAUAAUGGUUAUAUUGAGGAGAAAGAGCUUGAUGACUUUUUCCGACGCCUGACGAAGAAAAUGAGUGUAGGCAACAAGAUGACCGAGGAGAAGAUACAGCAGUUGAAAAAGAAGUUCAUGUCAGCCGGCACAUCAGAUGGACGUCUGCAAAUCCAGGAGCUGGCUAAGAUGGUGCUUCCUGAGGAUGAGAACUUCCUGUUACUGUUCCGUAGGGAGACGCCACUGGACAACAGCGUAGAGUUCAUGAGGAUCUGGAGAAACUAUGAUGCAGACAGCAGUGGAUACAUAUCAGCAGUGGAGCUAAAGGGCUUCCUUCAAGACCUCUUUCUACAACACAAGAAGGUCAUCACUCCUAGCAAACUGGAGGAAUACACAGACGCCAUGAUGAAAAUGUUUGAUAAAAAUGAAGAUGGCCGGCUGGAUUUGAACGACUUAGCCAGGAUUCUAGCACUCAAAGAAAACUUUCUGCUAAAGUUUGAAAUGCAUGCCUGCAGCCAGGAGGACCGGAAGAGGGACUUUGAAAAGAUAUUUGCGCAUUACGAUGUCAGUAAGACAGGAGCUUUAGAAGGACCAGAGGUGGAUGGCUUUGUUAAAGAUAUGAUGGAGCUAGUCAAGCCCAGCAUCAGUGGCACUGACCUGGACAAAUUCCGGCGUGUCCUGCUGGGUCACUGUGACGUCAAUGGAGACGGAAAGAUCCAGAAGAACGAACUGGCGCUGUGCCUGGGCCUGAAGCUGAACUCAUAACCCCUCCCUUGAGUUGGCAGAGAAACCUCCGUGCCUCUGCCCACAGUGCCAUCUUGAGACAGCCCAUAUUAAUGACAACCCAGUGCAGUAGCUUUUAUAAGAGGAGCUCAAUUAUCAGCUGAGGACGGUGUUGGGAGUGAUGUGGGGGAGGGAAAGGACUAGUUUUUGAAAUGUCUUGCAUGCUCUAGAUUUACAUUGUUGACAUUGUUUGUGGCAUUAUUUAUAUCUUAGCUGCUUAUAGGAGUGUGCCAAUAUUGAAAAUGUAAUGCGCUGUGAUGGAAUCGACAAAAUUCUGGACAAAAGUGUGAUGAUUGCACAGGAUUCUUCAUCAUCUGUGUGAAAGCAAAAGAAAGGACUAAGCUUCUUGGUGGUUCCAGGUUAUUUGUGUUAUUGUGGUUUUGCUUACCUACACUUGUUAGCCGUGAUCUGAAAACUGUCAAUGGACUUGAUCUGUUAUUGUUUCAAAUGUGUGUAAAACUUAUAUGUAAUUAUGUAAAAUAAGGGAAUUAAAUACAUUGUGAUGAAAACUCUGA